This is a messenger RNA of Camellia sinensis, 1128 nucleotides long. The record is from RefSeq and is a predicted model, not a curated record. NCBI's taxonomy places the organism in Eukaryota, Viridiplantae, Streptophyta, Magnoliopsida, Ericales, Theaceae.
AUGGCUGACCGGAAGCCUCAGAACAAUGGGUUUUCCAGCCAAACUCAAAUACCCAUUCCAGGCCUCGAUCCACGAAACAAGUAUGCCUUUGCUUGUGCUAUUUUAGCUUCCAUGACUUCCAUGUUAAUUGGUUAUGAUGUUGGGGUGAUGAGCGGAGCAGGACCGUUCAUCAAGGAUGACCUGAAGAUCUCGGACGUGCAGCUGGAAAUCCUGAUGGGCAUCCUCAACGUCUAUUGCCUCCUCGGUUCCGUCGCCGCGGGCCAAACCUCCAAUUGGGUGGGGCGCCGGUACACCAUCGUUGUCGCCUCCGCCAUCCACUUCUUAGGAGCCAUCCUCAUGGGCUUCGCCACCAACUACGCCUUCCUCAUGGUCGGUCGCUUCGUAGCCGGCAUCGGCGCUGGCUACGCCAUCAUGAUCGCCCCCGUCUACACCGCCGAGCUCUCCCCCGCCAACUGUCGUGGCUUCCUUGGCUCUUUCCCCGAAUUCUUCGGCAACGCCGGUGUAUUGCUGGGAUAUGUAUCAAACUAUGCGUUCUCGAAGCUUCCACUUCAAUUAGGAUGGCGAUUCAUGCUCGGAGUCGGAGUGAUUCCCUCGAUGUUCUUGGCGUUGGGGGUCCUCGCCAUGCCGGAAUCGCCACGGUGGCUCGUUUUACAAGGUCGGCUGGGAGACGCCAAGCGAGUUCUGGACAAGACCUCCAACUCCAAAGAGGAGGCUCAGUGCGUUGCGGGUAUGGUCGUGUCCCUGGCGACUCUAGGGGUGAGUUUGACUAUUAUAGAUCACUCGGAGAAGAAAUUGAUCUGGGCCGUUGCUUUGGCGAUCACGUCAGUCCUAGCAUAUGUUGCCACGUUCUCGAUUGGGAUGUGGCCCAUCACGUGGGACAAGCUUGGGAGUGGCAGCUAAUUGUGUGAUGAAUGGAAUUAUAUCGAUGACUUUUCUCUCUCUCUACUCAAGGACCUCCACCAGAGUGAUCACUUUCCAACCCAUCAUUCACCACCUUUUGCACAUAUCCAUACCCUUUUUUAUUUUUUUAACCCAAUCUUCACUCCAGCUGUCCACUUCCGUUGCUCCACUUUCUUUAUUUUCUUUUAUCUUUCUUUUUUCAUUUUUAAAAUAAAAUAAAAAUAAUAA